UUUUUACAUAGUGAGUGCUACACAAUGAAGCUUCUGACACACAUCAUUACUACAGCUGUCCUAGUCCUAGGUGCGACAUGGGUAUCCGCUGAAAUUGAAUUCAAGUAUAAAUUUUUGCGUUUGGAAAGCAUGUUCGAGAUUGAAAUAUCAACAGAAAUCCAACCUCAGGACGCAGCCAGACGUUAUGUUGCAGUUGCCUUUGGUCCCAACGCACUCAUGCAAGAUGCUGAUGGUUAUUUCUGUACAAAUGCUCUUUUGAAAAGCUUUACAAUUAAAGAACUUCAAAUGGUACCCAUAGAAUUGCCGAAACUGAAUGGAGCAAUUUUGAAAACCGUUAGCGCAGAUGGAGGUAAAUUGAAAUGUACAUUUCUUCGACCAAUCAAAGUACAGAAAAGUAUAUCGAAUGACGUACUUUACGAUUUCGACUUCGAAAAGGAAACAUACCAUGUUCUAACUGCUACUGGGUACCUAGAUGCACAGGGCGGGAUGCAGUAUCACACUUUUAGAGCCGUAAACAUGGUAAAGACAGAUUUCGCAUCAGCCAUUUAUGCUGAAUACAGCAAGCCUGUUGAUCAAAGUGAAUGUUCAAAGAAUGGAAAAAAUUGUCUGGCGGUGCCUUCCCCUUGCACAACCAAUCAACCACACUGCAUGUUCUUUGCCAUACGUCAGGUUGGUGACCGAUUCGAAGUAGAAUUGAGCGGAGGGACCGGUAACGGUGGGUCUUAUAUGGCUGUUGCUUUUGCACCAGAAAAUAAGAUGCAUGAUGCUGAUUUAUAUUAUUGUACUGGAAAUGAACUAAGAUCUGCUGUUAUUAGAAAAAGAGAAGUCCGACCGGUGGACUUAAACGAUACGACCAUACAAGUCUUAAAGACAUCAUCUGAAAACGGAGUGGCACAAUGUGUAUUUUUCAGAAAAGCCUGCGUAACUAAAGAAAUAUCAGCUGGAAUCAGAAAUGAUUUUGACUUCCCGGGCGAAACAUACUUCAUACUUCUUGCUAUGGGAAAAAUGUCGCCAGAUGGAAAGAUGUUAUAUCAUGGGAAUGACACACGCCUGACAACUAGAGGAGCCUUGCCUCUUGGAAAUCCAGCAGGACUAGACUAUGAAUGCGAUGCCAUCGAUUUUGAAAAAGAAGUUGUUGAUUCUAGUACGUGCGCAACUUCAAAAAAUUGCGUCACUUUUCCAACCGGUUGUCAUCCGUCAUCUCCAGAUUGUUUGUUUUUCUCUUUUACUCAGGUUGGAAAUGACUUUGAAAUGGAAUUGAGUGGCGGAACUGGCAACGGCCAACAGUAUGUUGCAGUUGGAUUCGCGCCGACUGGUGAUAUGCAAGAUGCUGACGUAUACUAUUGUGACGGAAAUGAUGUCAGAUCCGCAGUUAUACGCAGGCUCUAUCAUCCUCCAACUACAUUGAUAAAGUCGGACUCCGUAAUCAAUGUGAUGGCUAAAACGACAAAUGGUAUUGGUCACUGUCGCUUCACCCGACCAGCUUGUGUCACAAAGCAAGUGUCAGAAAAUAGAAACUAUUCGUUCGAUUUAUUGACAAGUGGAUACCACUUUCUUUUAGCAAUGGGAAAUAAAAACGCAGAUGGCGGACUCUCCUACCACGAUAAGCAGAGGAGCGUGUUUAUGUCACCCGAUCCACUUGGUGUGGCUGAAGGAGAUUAUACAUGUGUUGAAGAUAUGAAGAAAGAUUAUGAAGUGUUUGACACUGCAAGUUGUAACGGGCUGAAGGAAUGUAUACGUUACCCAAGUGAUUGCUCUAUCUUAUCACCGAAUUGUGCCUUCUUUGCGUACGAGCAGACUGAAGAAUCGUUUACAAUGGAGUUGAGUGGUGGCAUUGGAAAUGGGCAACAAUACGUUUCGGUAACACUCGCUGAAUCCGACACACAAGACGAUGCAUUGGUUUUCUACUGCACAGGAGAAGAAAUGAAAACAGGAUACGUUGAAGACGAAAAAGUGUUUGAUGUUGAACAUUCGGGUAUCGAAACAAAACUGAGUUCAACUAUUGAUGGUGUAGGAAGAUGCGUAUUUAAAAUUCCUUCAUGUCUUGUAGCCAAUAACAGUAAAUCUAAUGAAACAUUUAACCUCAUGGAGAAAAAUUUUGCGGUGUUCGUUCAAUAUGGACAAUUAGAAGAAGACAAGCCGGUUUUAAAUGCCAGUGUUCCCUCUGUGAUUCGCGUACUGGGACAAAGGUUUGAAAGGGCAAAUUUCACUCAAUGCAUCGUGAUAAACAUCGGUUUCCAAUCUGGAUCUGGAGUAGAUGUUGCAUGUGCAAAUGUCUUCGUCAUCCUUGCUCUUCUUUUGAUUACAAGAAUCAUGUUGUGAAGCACGAUAAAAUGACCAAUACUUAGUUGAAUAUACUAAUAGAAAUAAAUUUGAAUCUGGAUUUAAUUGAAUAUGUGUGGACGCUAUUGUACGAAGGAACUCUGUCUGAAAAACUGGAUGCAAAACCUCAUAACAUUGUGCGCAUUUGUGACAUUUUAUUAAACCUUCUAUUUUAUACAAUAUACUAUAAUGUUUCUGUACAGAUAAAAUGUGUUAUUCCAUAUGCUUCAAAUAUGAUUUCUUCGUCAAUUUUUUCUUCUAGAAAAUUUCGUAUCAGAAAUUGCUAUUGUCAUAAACAAUAUAAAUGUACAAUCUUCAAUAAUUUUUUUCAAUUCUAUGAAUUAUGUUUAGGGCAUGCCAGGUUUCAUACAAAAUAAAUUUUAAACCGUUGAAGAAAUAUCACA
Molecule: messenger RNA, 2726 nt
Organism: Styela clava
Lineage: Eukaryota; Metazoa; Chordata; Ascidiacea; Stolidobranchia; Styelidae
Biological process (GO): regulation of glutamate receptor signaling pathway; regulation of postsynaptic membrane neurotransmitter receptor levels
Source: RefSeq, a predicted model, not a curated record